Molecule: messenger RNA, 2346 nt
Organism: Colletotrichum siamense
Lineage: Eukaryota; Fungi; Ascomycota; Sordariomycetes; Glomerellales; Glomerellaceae
Gene: FUM8
Product: Aminotransferase FUM8
Exons: 2
Coding region: 1-2346 (781 amino acids)
Biological process (GO): biosynthetic process
Molecular function (GO): transferase activity; pyridoxal phosphate binding
Source: RefSeq, a predicted model, not a curated record
AUGGGAAACGACAAAGCUGUCACCGUCACCGUAACCGCCGUGGCCGGGGACACAGAACGCCGAAGGACGUUCUCGACCCUGUCAACAAGCACCACCUCGAGCCUUGUCAAGUCGCGCCGUCCACCUCACGUGGGGAGCACUGAGAAAGUGCGCGAGCUCGUCCGACUUGCACUCACUCGUCUCCGUGUUCUUCUCAGCGAACGCAAAGGCACUCGGAAACCCAUCUCCCAGAAGGGUCUCUUCGCUUACAACUACGUUGAGCCUCUGUUCAACUGGUGGGGUGCCAACUACCGAGUCCUCCUCACCCAGUGCCUUGGCCGUGUUGAAGCCCGUGACGCAUUCGGAUCUGCGACCAAGCUGGUGAAUGGUGCCUCGCACAACUAUGCCGGCUUCUACAAGGCCACCGCCGAAGCCGAGAGGCUGCAGCGUUUGUGCCUCGAGAUGCUACCCGUCUCUGAGAGCGACGCAGUUCCCUUCCUCAGAGACGAGACACACCAUGCCAUUGCCAAGUUUCUCGGUGCCGACUUCUGCUUCACCACGAGCACGGGCUACGGCUCAAAUUACAUCGCCCUUCCGCCGCUCGUCGACUGCGCUACCGUCGUCAUUAUGGACGAGAACUGCCACAACUCCAUGUUCACUGGUGUGUUUCUUGGGAUCUGCCCCAACCUUCGCAAGUUCAAGCACAACAACAUGGACCACUUGGAGACGCUGUUGAGCGGGUGUAUUGAUGCGACGGACAACAUCAUUGUGGCAAUCGAGGGUCUCUACAGCAUGGAAGCCGACGUGCCACCUUUGGACGAGAUUCAACGCCUGAAGAAGGAAUAUGGCUUCACAUUAUACUGCGACGAGGCGCAUUCUUUCUUGUCACUCGGCAAGACCGGCCGAGGAUGUUUGGAGUACUGGAACGAUUACCAUCCGGAGAACCCCUUACCUUGGGACCUCAUCGACAUACGCACUGGCACCCUUUCCAAGGCUGUAGGGGGUAUUGGAGGCAUAAUCGUUGGAAAGGGCCAAUUCCAGGAAAGUGUUAGAGAACGCAUAGAGAACCUCGACGAACAGGAAAAUGCCUCCCUGCCCAGUUCCACCAUGGCGCAGACUCUCUGGGUUCUCGGACAGCCUGCCCGAAUCAGCCGCAGUCUGCAGCGUUUGGCCAACAUCUCUCGCUUCUGCCGGGAAGAACUGGAACGCUUCGGCAUCUUUGUUUAUGGCGACAUUGGUACACCUGUUCUCCCCGUUUACACCGGCAGGCCCAGCGUCUCAGCCAAGCUAUCAUAUGCUCUCCGCUGCGCAGGUCUCCUCGCCACGCCGGUUUGCACUCCGGCCGUCCCCUUCUGGGAAAGCAGAGUCCGCAUCAACCUCUCAGCAGAUUUCACCGAUGAAGAAGUCAACCGCCUCGUCGAGGCAGUCAUUCGUGCAGCCGCCAGCGUCGGUAUCUGCAGAUCCCCGAGCACCGUUCGCUUUCUCUUCAAGACCGACGAAGAAUCUUUCACGGUGGAGGAAGAUCCCGAAGAGGCGGAGAGGUCGUAUGACUGGGUGCGCGGUUUGAUCAAGAUGGACGCGACGAUGGGUCCAACGAGUCAGCAGAGACAGUUAUUCGACACCACAUGUGGCCCCAGGAUUCUUGAGAUAGGUCACAAAUCUCGCGUGCAGUAUGGCAUCGGUGCCGGAGGUGCACGCUGGAUCUGCGGGACUUUCCCUCCUCACCUCGCAGUUGAGAAGCUCAUCGCCAAAGCAACUGGCAUGGAGGCGGGCCUGACCUAUGCGGAUGCAUCAAUCGGACUCGCAUCAACCAUCGCUGCACUAUCGCGACCGUUGUUGGGAUACACCAAGCACUAUCUCCUAUUUGAGAGGGGCGCAAGCCAAUUUGUUCGCGACGGCAUCGUGAUGGCACCAAAGAAGGAUGCACCCACUCUGCUCAGCUACAUCGACUUAUUCCAGCUCGUGCAGCAAGUCAGAAAGCUUUCGCGCAGCAACCAGAGACUAUGUCUCACAGUUUACGUUCGCGUCGGCGAAGACUCGGCUCAUCACUUGCUUUCAAACGUUCUUGAGGAGAUCGCGACCAUCACUGGUCCAGAGUCCUCCAUGACCAUUCUUCUUCACUGCACCUCUCAUUACCUGAACCCAAGGGAGCUCAUCUCGUUCCCUUGCAGGUCUAACAUCCAUGUUCUUGUGUGUGGUUCUUUCAAUCGCAUCUUUGGUCUGCCGGCGGGUUUCCUUACUGGCCCAGAGAGUCUCAUCAGGGAGUUGAGGUAUACGAGUAGGGGGUACAUGUUUACCACCUCACCACCCCCAUUCGUGAUGGAUAUGCUGCGUGCUGCGUUGGAGUGGAACUUGUCGACCGAUUAA